CCAAUCCUAACACUAUUUUUGGUAUCCAUUUUGGUUGCUAGCUUCCUCCCCCUACUACCAUGGCGGCCAUGAUAAUCAAGUCAAAGCAAUGCCUACGUCUCCCCUCCCACCUCAUCUCUCCUCUCUCCACACUCACCUCUCCAGCCCUACAAACUCUCGAAGAACCCGAAUUAAUCAAACCCAUCCUCCAUCUCUCCCCAUCCGAAACCCUAAUUUCAGACCAACUCCACUCCCUAAUCAAAACCCACCACCGCAACAACCCCAACCCCACCUCCAAUCUCUCUCUCCCCACUCUCUCCUUCGAUCUCUCCCAAAUCUCUCCCAUCUCUCUCUCUCCCAACGUCAUUCGCCAUGUCAUCCACAAAUGCGGGUCCCCCCGCCACGGUAUCCCCUUUAGCCAGACUCUCGCGUUCUUUAAUUGGGCUGAUAAAUUGUGUAGUGAUGCUUAUAAUGAUAUGAUUGACCUUUGUGGAAAGGUGCGCGCAUUUGAUGUGGCGUGGGGUUUGAUUGAUGAUAUGAAGGAGAAUGGAAUUGAGGUGUCGAAUUCGACGUUUUCGGUUUUGAUUAGGCGGUAUGUGAGGGCGGGGUUGGCUAGUGAGGCGAUUCUUGCGUUUAAUAGAAUGGGGGAGUAUGGGUGUGUGGCUGAUAAGAUUGCGUUUACUAAUGUUGUUUCGAUUCUUUGUAAGAAGAGGAGGGCGGUUGAGGCUCAAGAGUUUUUUGAUGGGUUGAAGGGGAAGUUUGAGGCGGAUGUUGUGGUGUAUACUAGUUUGGUUAAUGGGUGGUGCAGGGCGGGGAAUAUUUCAGAGGCUGAAAGGGUGUUUAGUGAGAUGAAGGAGGUUGGGAUUCAGCCGAAUGUUUACACUUAUAGUAUUGUUAUUGAUGCGUUGUGUCGGUGUGGGCAGAUUACGCGAGCUCAUGAUGUGUUUGCGGAGAUGAUUGAUGCGGGAUGUCAGCCGAAUGCUAUUACAUUUAAUAAUUUGAUGCGGGUGCAUGUCAAGGCUGGACGGACAGAGAAGGUUUUGCAGGUGUAUAAUCAGAUGAGGAAGCUAUCUUGUGCUGCCGAUACUGUUACUUAUAAUUUUCUUAUAGAGAGUCAUUGUAGGGAUGAGAAUCGGGAUGAGGCUGUUAAGGUUAUCAAUACAAUGGUCAGAAAAGGGUGUGAGGCAAAUGCUUCUACAUUUAACCCGAUAUUUAGGUGUAUUUUGAAAGCAGGGGAUGUUAAUUCUGCUCACAGGUUGUUUGCGAGGAUGAAAGAGAUAAAGUGUAAGCCUAAUACAGUGACAUACAAUAUACUGAUGAGGAUGUUUGCUGAUUCUAAGUCUGCUGACAUGGUUAUCAAGCUUAAAGAAGAGAUGGACGAGGGUGAGAUUGAGCCUAAUGUGAAUACUUACAGGAUUCUGAUAUCCCUAUAUUGUGGGAUGGGACACUGGAAUAAUGCUUACAAGUUUUUCAGAGAAAUGAUGGAAGAAAAAUGCUUGAAGCCUAGUGAGGCAGUGUAUGAAAUGGUUUUGCAGCAGCUGAGAAAAGCAGGACAGAUAAAGAAACAUGAAGAAUUGGUAGAGAAAAUGGUCAUUAGAGGUUUUGUGGCUCGGCCUUUAUAAUUUUUUCACAUUGUUGUUUCAUUUUUACUGCAAUAUUUACAUUGUAACUUUGCAGUCUCAGUUUCAUUCUCUUUGUUGUCUUAAUGAGCUUAAGUUUAUACACCAGCAAAUUUUUGGGGUCAUUACUGAAGUUGCCACAAUUGUUUUUGGAUAUUUGAGUUACUUGAGCUUGUAGAUUCGUAAAUAAAGCAAGCAAACCUGUCAACUA
Molecule: messenger RNA, 1809 nt
Organism: Daucus carota subsp. sativus
Lineage: Eukaryota; Viridiplantae; Streptophyta; Magnoliopsida; Apiales; Apiaceae
Product: pentatricopeptide repeat-containing protein At1g20300, mitochondrial
Molecular function (GO): protein binding
Source: RefSeq, a predicted model, not a curated record